This is a messenger RNA of Chroicocephalus ridibundus (black-headed gull), 2955 nucleotides long. It is a transcript of the gene ZNF475, whose product is annotated as zinc finger protein 475. The record is from RefSeq and is a predicted model, not a curated record. The transcript has 5 exons. Bases 369 to 1406 code for a protein of 345 amino acids. NCBI's taxonomy places the organism in Eukaryota, Metazoa, Chordata, Aves, Charadriiformes, Laridae.
CCCCCCCGCCACACCCUGCCAGGGCGCCGGGCCGCAGGGCUAGGGGAUGCCCGUCCUAAAAAGUAAAGCAAAAGGGGCGAACCGAACCGAAAGGCAACAUCAGAGAAGCCCGGGUCUGGAGAAAACUAGGGAAUUUUGAGCCACUCGUUGGAGUGAAGGUUCAUAUAAAACCAAAAGGCAAAAAACAAACACACAGAAAACCUCUUUCCCUACUGGAAUGGCCAUUAGCAGUUUUCCAGCUUUCAAGUCUGUAGUACAUUCCAGCCGAUGAAAUUGAAUUAAGAAGAUUGAGCAUCAUGCUGAAUAACAGACUUUCCCCAGACCUUUAUGUGUAGGACGCAGAAGUUUCUUGAAAUGUUGUACACUUCAUGGAAAGAAAUGUCAAGAAAAAGAAUGUGAACAAAGCCUGUAACACUCUGCCAAGUGCUGGAGAGGCCCCUGCUAUUGUCUCUAAUAUCUUGCCUUCAGAGCAGGUUUCACCACCUAACGUGUCAGAUCUCCCUAGAAUUUUGCCUGAAGUAGUGCAUCUAGAAGCUGGACCCCAGAAAAGGCGACCAGGCACUGCAAUAAUAUCAAAACGGUCAGAUACUUCAAACAUGUCUCGGAUGCCACUGAAUUGGCCCGUCAUCCCACCAAGAAGACCUGGCUUCAGGGUAUGCUAUAUCUGCGGCAGAGAAUUUGGGUCGCAGUCUAUUUCUAUACAUGAGCCCCAGUGCCUAGAGAAGUGGCACAUUGAAAACAAUCAGCUACCAAGGCAUCUCAGAAGAGCGGAGCCCAGGAAACCUGAGGUCCUGACUGGUGGUUCCUGUAAGCUUACAGCUGAAGAUAAGGCAGCUUACCAUAGUGCUCAAGCCCAGCUCCUGCCCUGUGGAAACUGUGGACGAACCUUCCUUCCUGACCGUCUCAUUGUGCACCAAAAGAGUUGCAGAGGAGGUAGCAGCGGUGUGGGGCUGGCAAGCUCCAGCCCCCAUAAACCUUGUAAAGGCCCAAGCUCUGUGUCUGGCUCAGCACGUGAUGAUCCAUCCAAGACCUCUCAAGGAAAGAGAAAGGUUGCACCAGCCAUGUUAGACAAGGCACAAGUGAUAAGACGGCCACCAGCAGUGAUUUGUUACAUAUGUGGACGUGAGUACGGAACAAAAUCUAUUAGCAUCCAUGAGCCACAAUGCCUGAAAAAAUGGCACCAGGAGAAUGACAUGCUACCCAAGCACUUGAGAAGGCCAGAGCCCAAAAAGCCUGAAGUCAGUCCCAUACAAGCCAAAGGUUUCUAUGAUCUCGAUUCUCUAAAUGAGGCUGCCUGGAUCAGCGCCCAGAACCAGCUAGUUCCAUGUGAUAUUUGUGGGCGUACUUUUCUUCCAGACAGACUGGUCGUCCACCAGCGGUCCUGUAAACCGAAACCAGCAACGUGAAGUGGAUGUGACACGCAUGAAUACAUAUGCAUGCAUGCUCACACACACACAUGAGUACACACACACGCACCCGUACCUUUCAGCCAAUCCAUGAGAGAAAUAAAAUCCGGCUGGAGAGCCAUGAGCAUCAAAACUGUAGUUUGUCAUCAGAUCACAUGAUCCAAAAGCCUCCAGAGUAAAACCAGCAGUUGCUACUGCAGUGCAAGGUCAAAUACGGUGAUUUUUUUAGCUCAGCAGUAGCAAAAAUGCCUGCUUAUUUGUGUCAUUCAGGUAGCGUCACCUUGAAACCACACUUUGAGAGGGAUGGCAUAAAAAUACUUAGAAGUAAUGUUAACUAUCAUGUUCCUUCUCCUGAGCCUGUGCUUUGUUGAGUGCAGGAGAACCCAAGUGUUCCCAGCCUCCCCAGUUGCUUUCUGAAUUGCUGUGCUGUCUUCAUCUCUAUUGGUCAAAUGUGGGAUGUUUUUCAGGCCCGUUCCUUUCACAGCCCUUCAGAUUUAGCUACCUGGACCUUCAAAAGAAAUUGGGCCUUCUGCAAGCAUUUCCCAUUUUACUUGGCAUGUUUCGUUAUUGUAUUCAGUGAAGUACAGAAAAAAAUUAGCCAUAGCUGUUAGGGGUCUUUCACUGCAGAGAUGCCCAAAAGAGUAUCCCACAAGGAUCCAUCUUGUAGUCUUGCUUUCAACAGAUCUGCCAGACUGGGAGAGAGAUGGUAUAAUGUCAGGAGCUCCCUUGUCUGCAGGGACGCUUAGAUACAUGUCCCUUGCUCAAUGAAUAUAUUCACCUCCUGUUUCAGAAACUGAAGCUUCAGACAACCUUUAGGAAAUGAGAGUUUCGAUAAGGGGUAACUCAUUGACUCUCAGUGGAAGCAAAGCCCAAGUGAUGUUCAUCAGGAAAAUUCUUUGAAAAUUUUGUUCCCCCACUAUAGAAGACUUGUCUAGCGUAAGGACCUCCAUCUGAACUUGACUAAUCAGAGAAACAAAGUAACUCCUUUGAGUUUGUUGGUUUGGGUUUUUUGUUUGUGUCCUUGUCCAUCUUUGGCAUGAGCCUAUUCAUUGACUCCCACUCAGAUCUUAAAUCCAUGGAGCACUCCAGUGUUCACAUCCUUGUGGGACUGUGCAGCUCAUGAACCCCUUGACUGCUACAAGUGAAACAUUGCCAUAUAAAGGGAUCCAGCCAUGGGGUGAAAGCAGAGACUGGCUGUUUUUAGAUAACACCCCAAAAGUGCCCUCUUCUUGGAGCGUUUCUUCCUUAAGAAUGAUACUGACCAUGUGAUUUAUCCUCAGCUCAAUAAACCAAUCAUGCCAAAAAUUUUAUAAGUCAGAGGAGCACAUCUUUGUCAUUAACUUGGUAAAAGAAAACAUAUUUUUAUGUCAAGCCAAAACAAGCACGGUGUGUCAGAUGGCUGGAAUAAAAUACCACCCUGCCCUCUGUGCCAAAUGUGACCAUAACAGAGAGCCAGUAUGAGCAAGAAGGGUAGGUAUUAUACAAGAAAGCUGUGGGGAAGUUGUUUGAAUAUGUUAUUUUGAAAAAUGCUAUUAUGUUACAUAGUAGA